Penicillium riverlandense is the source of this 198-nucleotide messenger RNA. RefSeq names its product 60S ribosomal protein eL29. The record is from RefSeq and is a predicted model, not a curated record. Gene Ontology annotation, molecular function: structural constituent of ribosome. Lineage: Eukaryota; Fungi; Ascomycota; Eurotiomycetes; Eurotiales; Aspergillaceae. Bases 1 to 198 code for a protein of 65 amino acids. Gene Ontology annotation, cellular component: cytosolic large ribosomal subunit; ribosome. The transcript has 4 exons. Gene Ontology annotation, biological process: cytoplasmic translation.
AUGGCCAAGUCCAAGAACGCCUCCCAGCACCACAACAGCCAGAAGGCUCACCGUAACGGUAUCAAGAAGCCCAAGACCAACCGUUACCCUUCCCUGAAGGGUGUCGACCCCAAGUUCCGUCGCAACCACCGUCACGCUCUGCACGGCACCAUGAAGGCGCUGAAGGAGCGCAAGGAGGGCAAGCGGGAGAUCGCAUAA